UCCACCUCCUUCCCGUCUAGGGGAGUCUCCUAUUAAAGCAACGCGCAGGCUGCAAAUAAACCAGGUCGCCGUUUGCGGAGGAAAGAUGGACUUCUUGCGGGCGCUUUUGCUGUGUAGCGUACUCUUGCCCAGUUGCUUCUGCAACCAGGCGCCCGAGGGAAGGCUCCUCGGGGGACUGAUGGAUGCCUCCCCGGAGGAACCGGACGUCAGCGCGGCCCUUCAAUUUGCCAUGAACGAAUACAACCGAGGCAGCAAUGAUAUGUACCAUAGCCGUGUAUCCGAAGUGGUGCAAGCCCAGAAACAGAUUGUCAGCGGAAUUAAGUAUUACUUCACUGUUAAGAUUGGACGUACCGUUUGCCGUAAGGGAGCAUCUGACCUUGAAAAUUGUGCAUUUCAUAACACACCUAAACUGGCACAGACAAUGACUUGCACUUUUGAGAUUUACCAGGUUCCUUGGAUAAACAUGAUCCGCCUGACAAAAAGCAGCUGCACCUAAAAAUUCUGGUUUCCUACAAGUCAGCUUUCUACUAUUCUGAUCCUACGUCUCUAGUUAAAACGAGUAACAAUCCAGACACAUUUUCAAGUUAGAAUUGUGCCGCUAAUUCAAGCAACACCUCUGAGUUCCUAAAGCAAGUAAUUUCCUGUAAUUUUCCUUCUAGAAUACUUUAUAACCAUGUCAUCUCAUUUUGCAAGGAUGGAUUGUGUCAUAGCAGAGAAAAAUCACAUUAAAGGUUUUCUUGUCAAAUGUUAA
This is a messenger RNA of Thamnophis elegans (Western terrestrial garter snake), 751 nucleotides long. RefSeq names its product cystatin-2-like. NCBI's taxonomy places the organism in Eukaryota, Metazoa, Chordata, Lepidosauria, Squamata, Natricidae. Gene Ontology annotation, molecular function: cysteine-type endopeptidase inhibitor activity. The transcript is spliced from 3 exons. The coding region runs from base 86 to 496 and encodes 136 amino acids. The record is from RefSeq and is a predicted model, not a curated record.